AAAUCGCAACUGCUUUUCAUUCUCCUGUGUCUCCUCUCUCUACCUCCCAAGUCUCACAGUGCGCGCUUCGCCGACCUCGACCUCAGCUCCAAUGGAGGUUUCCGGCGGAAGAAUGGAGCUCCGUUUAACGUUGCUUUUCUGUUUCUCUUUGUUUCAGGUUUUAUUUAUGCUACCCUUAGUCCUUGCAGAGAGGUCCGGUGCACGCCUACUUCUGGCAUCUAACGAGCAGAGGCAUUCUGAAGGAUAUUGUGCAAUGUAUGAUAUUUGUGGACAGCGUACUGACGGGAAGGUGCUGAACUGUCCUUAUGGUUCUCCGGCUGUGAAGCCAGAUGAGUUACUUUCUUCAAAGAUUCAAAGUUUGUGUCCAACAAUCACUGGGAAUGUUUGUUGUACGGAAGAACAAUUUGACACCUUACGGUCACAAGUACAACAAGCUAUUCCCUUUCUUGUGGGCUGUCCAGCAUGCUUGAGAAACUUUCUGAAUCUCUUCUGUGAGCUUUCUUGCUCACCAAACCAAAGUUUAUUUAUCAACGUGACUUCUAUAUCCAAGGUUAAAAACAAUUCGACAGUCAAUGGGAUUGAAUUUUACAUAACUGAUGCCUUUGGUGAAGGGAUGUAUGAAUCUUGCAAAGAAGUCAAGUUUGGCACCAUGAAUACCCGGGCAUUAGAAUUUAUUGGUGCUGGUGCUCAAAAUUUUAAAGAGUGGUUCGCUUUCAUUGGUAAGCAAGCUGCACCUAAUCUCCCAGGUUCACCAUAUGCUAUUACAUUCCUGCCAAGUGCUCCUGAGUCAUCUGGAAUGAAGCCUAUGAAUGUAUCUACUUAUUCAUGUACUGAUGUUUCACUGGGAUGUUCCUGUGGUGAUUGCCCAUCAUCUCCUGUUUGCUCUGCUAUGGCUCCACCUACUUCUAGUAAAGGGGGUUCCUGUUCGGUGCACAUUGGAUCUCGAAAGGCCAAAUGUGUUGACUUAGCCUUAACUGUUCUGUAUGUUGUACUGGUUUCUAUGUUUCUUGGAUGGGGAUUGUUUCAUCGAAGAAGAGAAAGGAACCAGCCUUCUCGAAUGAAACCAUUUUCCAAUGUGGCAGAUCAUGGUGAACUUGAUUCUGUUAGUAGGCACAAAGCUGAGAGCCUUCCUAUGCAGAGGCUAGAUGACGCAAAUCAAACUAGAACUGGAGUUCAGCUUUCAGUUGUUCAAGGAUACCUAUCUGCAUUUUAUGGGAAAUAUGGAACAUGGGUUGCUAGAAACCCAAUCCUUGUCUUGUGUUUGUCAGUGGGAAUAGUUCUACUGCUUUGCGUGGGUCUAAUCCGUUUCAAGGUAGAAACACGGCCAGAAAAGCUAUGGGUGGGCCCUGGAAGCAGAGCUGCAGAAGAGAAACAAUUUUUUGACAACCACCUUGCUCCAUUUUACAGAAUUGAACAGCUUAUUUUAGCAACAAUUCCGGGUUCUACUCAUGAUAAACCACCUAGCAUUGUGACAGAGGACAAUAUUAAGUUACUCUUUGAUAUACAAAAGAAGGUUGAUGAAAUUCGGGCAAACUAUUCUGGCUCAAUGAUAUCCCUGAAUGAUAUUUGCAUGAAGCCACUAGGACAGGAUUGUGCCACACAAAGUGUUCUACAGUAUUUCAAAAUGACUCCUAAAAACUAUGAUGAUUAUGGGGGUCUUGAGCAUGUAAUGUACUGUUUUCAGCAUUAUACCUCUGCAGACUCAUGUAUGAGUGCAUUUAAGGCUCCACUUGAUCCAAGCACCGCACUAGGAGGUUUCAGUGGGAACAAUUACACGGAGGCUUCUGCAUUUAUAGUAACUUAUCCAGUGAACAAUGCAAUUGCUAGUGAAGGGAAUGAAACUGGAAAGGCAGUGGCUUGGGAAAAGGCCUUUAUUCAAUUGGUGAAGGAUCAGUUGCUUCCUAUGGCGCAAUCUAAAAAUUUGACACUUUCUUUUUCAUCGGAAAGCUCCAUUGAGGAAGAAUUGAAAAGAGAAAGCACUGCAGAUGUCAUAACCAUAUUGAUAAGCUACCUUGUGAUGUUUGCUUAUAUAUCUCUUACUUUGGGGGACACUCCCCGACUAUCUUCGUUCUACAUUACAUCAAGGGUAUUGCUUGGUCUUUCUGGGGUUGUGCUUGUCUUGCUCUCAGUCCUUGGGUCAGUUGGAUUCUUCAGUGCCAUCGGAGUGAAAUCAACUCUAAUCAUUGUGGAAGUUAUUCCUUUUCUUGUUCUGGCUGUUGGAGUGGAUAAUAUGUGUAUAUUGGUGCAUGCUGUUAAAAGGCAACCAAUGGACCUGCCCCUGGAAGGACGAAUAAGCAAUGCACUUGUGGAAGUUGGACCAUCCAUUACCCUUGCAAGUCUAUCAGAAGUCCUAGCAUUUGCAGUUGGAACUUUCAUUCCUAUGCCAGCCUGCCGAGUGUUCUCCAUGUUUGCUGCCCUGGCAGUUCUGUUGGACUUCCUUCUGCAGGUUACUGCUUUUGUAUCUUUGAUAGUUUUUGACUUUUUGCGAGCUGAGGAUAAAAGAGUUGAUUGUUUUCCAUGUCUGAAAGUAUCUUCAUCUUAUGCUGAUUCUGACAAAGGCACUGGUGAGAGAAGACAUGGAUUGCUGACGCGAUACAUGAGGGAGAUUCAUGCACCCAUUCUCAGCCUUUGGGUAGUAAAAAUGAUAGUCAUUUCUGCUUUUGUUGCAUUUGCAUUGGCUAGCAUUGCAUUAUCUACACGUAUCCAGCCUGGUUUAGAACAGAAGAUUGUUCUUCCGAGAGAUUCAUAUCUUCAGGGCUAUUUCAAUAAUGUUGCAGAGUAUCUCAGAAUUGGACCACCAUUAUAUUUUGUAGUGAAGAACUAUAAUUAUAGUUCAGAAUCAAGACAAACUAAUCAACUGUGCUCCAUCAGCCAAUGUGAUUCAGAUUCUCUUUUAAAUGAGAUUGCAAGAGCAUCCUUGACAGCAGAAUCAAGCUACAUUGCUAAGCCAGCUGCUUCGUGGCUUGAUGAUUUUCUUGUGUGGUUAUCUCCUGAAGCAUUUGGUUGCUGCCGCAAGUUCAUAAAUGGGAGUUAUUGCCCCCCUGAUGAUCAGCCUCCUUGCUGCACUAGUGCUCCUUGUAGUUUUGGUGGAGUGUGCAAAGAUUGUACCACGUGCUUCCUACGCUCUGAUUUGCAUAAUGACCGCCCAUCUACUGCACAAUUCACAGAGAAACUUCCAUGGUUCCUCAAUGCUUUGCCAUCUGCUGACUGUUCUAAAGGCGGACAUGGUGCUUACACUAGCAGCGUGGAACUGAAAGAUUAUGAAAGGGGAGUUAUUCAGGCAUCAUCAUUCCGUACAUAUCACACACCCCUCAACAAACAGACUGAUUAUGUUAAUUCAAUGAGGGCUGCUCGAGAAUUCAGUUCAAGGGUCUCUAAUUCGUUGAAGAUGGAGAUCUUCCCAUAUUCCGUGUUUUACAUGUUCUUCGAGCAGUAUCUUGAUAUAUGGAAGACUGCAUUAAUCAACCUUGCUAUAGCCAUUGGUGCAGUAUUUGUUGUUUGUUUAGUUAUUACAUGCAGUUUUUGGAGUUCAGCAAUCAUCUUGCUGGUGUUAGCGAUGAUUGUUGUUGAUCUUAUGGGUGUGAUGGCAAUUUUGAGAAUCCAACUAAAUGCAGUGUCUGUUGUGAAUCUUGUUAUGUCAGUAGGCAUUGCUGUUGAGUUCUGUGUGCAUAUAACACAUGCUUUCAUGGUAAGCGGUGGGUCUAAAGAUGAACGUGUGAAGGAGGCUCUCAGUACUAUGGGGGCUUCUGUCUUCAGUGGUAUAACACUAACAAAGCUGGUCGGGGUGCUGGUUCUAUGCUUCUCAAGGACUGAAGUUUUUGUGGUUUAUUACUUUCAAAUGUACCUGGCAUUGGUCCUUCUUGGUUUCGUACAUGGGCUUGUAUUUUUACCAGUUGUAUUGGGCUUGUUUGGACCACCCUCGAGGUGUGUACAAGUUGAGAAGCAAGAAGAGCGGCCGUCAGUUUCAUCACAGCCAUGAGAAUAACAUUUGACGCAUCAGAAAAAAUUUCGAAUUUUGUAGGUUUCAAUUAGCCUCCUUUAAUACCUAAAAUUCAUGUGAAGGACGUCCAAGAAUUAAGGGGGAAAACUCCUAACAUGUAAAGUUCUUAGAGAAAUCGAGUAAAAUAGGAAAAACAAAAAUAUGCAUUUUCAAGAUUGUCAAUGUUCUUUGCAGCUAAUUGGAGCAAAGUAGUUCUCUUGUUUUUCUUCUUGAAAUUUGUCGGGAAUUUUGCAUUUUU
Rubroshorea leprosula is the source of this 4238-nucleotide messenger RNA. The record is from the annotation of a GenBank genome assembly. NCBI's taxonomy places the organism in Eukaryota, Viridiplantae, Streptophyta, Magnoliopsida, Malvales, Dipterocarpaceae.